AUGACUUCUAAACUUCUGUGCCUCCCACCGGAGGAGCAGCUGGAACUCAACCAGCCUGUUCGCUUCUCCGUCCGAUUCAAUCCAGACCUCAUCCAACUUACACAGCAGAAGCUCAAGCUUGCUCGAUUCCCGCUCGAGCAGAGCGACUUUGGGGCUGACGACUGGUCGCAAGGCGCAAAGGUGGACAAGGUGCAAAGACUGGUUCAGUACUGGCUUGAUGAAUACGACUGGGAAAGGCAAGAGAAAUUCCUCAACGACACGUUUAAGCAUUACGUCGUGAAGCUUCAAGUGCCUGGCUAUGGACUCCUAGUCUUGCAUUUCACACACGCGAAAUCGUCCAGCCCAAAUGCCACACCGCUCCUCUUUUCGCAUGGGUGGCCGGGGUCUUUCGUAGAGGCAUCCAAGGUCGUCGGCCAGCUCAGCAAUCCCAAGAACCCGAACGAUCCGCCCUUCCACGUCGUCGCGCCCUCCAUCCCGGGAUUUGGUUUCUCUCCCGCUCCAACCAAGUCAGGACUGGGCCCAGAGGUCACGGCCCGGGCAUUCAAGAUUCUUAUGACAGACGUGCUGGGAUACAAGUGGUUCGUCACCCAAGGCGGUGACUUUGGGUCUUUCAUUACCAGGUCAAUCGCCCUCCAAUUUCCUCACGUCGUUCGCGCUCAACACCUGAACAUGUUCCCCGUACCACCUCCGACGCUGUUCUCUGCCCCCCUAGCCUACCUUCGUUGGUGCCUCUCUGAAGUUCUCUACUCUGAUUUUGAGAGGGAAGCGGUUCGUUUCAGGCGCAAUUUCGAAACAGACCAGAGCGGCUACCUGGAGCAGCAAAAGACGAGGCCUCAAACGCUAGGCUUCGCGUUGGGCGACUCUCCUAUCGGUUUGCUGGCUUGGUUCGUUGAGAAGUUCCAUGACUGGGGUCAUGUUGAAGAGGCCUUUGAUCCCGAACUUGUGAUAACCCUCGUUGUCAUGCAUUGGAUACAAGGGGCGACUCCCGCGCUAAGGUUCUAUCGUGAGGCUUUUGGCACCCGGCGUGAGGCGGAAAAGACCUUUGAGGCGUACGUCAACUGCCCGACUGGCGUUAGCAUGUAUGCCAAGGAACAGCUACAUUGUCCAAAGGAUUGGGCUCAGCAAGCUGCCAAUAUCCAGUACUGGAGAGAGUACGGCACUGGGGGUCACUUCUCGUCGCUUGAGUGUCCGAAAUUGUUUAUUCAGGACAUGAGGGUGUUCUUUUCUUCCAAUGCCGUAAAGAUGUCCAUUAAGAAGGUGUCAGGUGGUUAA
Messenger RNA from Clonostachys rhizophaga, 1272 nucleotides. NCBI's taxonomy places the organism in Eukaryota, Fungi, Ascomycota, Sordariomycetes, Hypocreales, Bionectriaceae. The record is from the annotation of a GenBank genome assembly.